Messenger RNA from Esox lucius (northern pike), 3679 nucleotides. RefSeq names its product CLN3 lysosomal/endosomal transmembrane protein, battenin (gene cln3). Gene Ontology annotation, cellular component: lysosome; membrane. The coding region runs from base 317 to 1654 and encodes 445 amino acids. The transcript is spliced from 15 exons. Gene Ontology annotation, biological process: lysosome organization; regulation of intracellular pH. The record is from RefSeq and is a predicted model, not a curated record. NCBI's taxonomy places the organism in Eukaryota, Metazoa, Chordata, Actinopteri, Esociformes, Esocidae.
UGUUACACAGGAUACUUUAUUGUUUCCUUGCCUAUUGCAAUCGUUUUCAAUGGGAUAAGCCUAAAAGUAAUUUUGUGAAGUAAAAAUCAUGUAAACAUCUUUGAGGGAAAGUGAUUGUAUUGAAAAAUGUUGCACCAUUAUUCGGCCUCGCUAUUGCAUUAACAUAAAGCGCUGUUAAAAUCCUGUACAUUUUUGUUGAAAUCAGUGACACCAAGAAUAAACUUAAGGAAGUAUCAAGGCAGCCACUGCGUAGCCUUUUGCUAGUUGUCAAAUUAGGUAGCAACCGUAUCAUAUUUGGUUUAAUUCGCUUUUUAUUAUGGACCAAGCUGUCAGCGUCAAUGCAGACCGAGAUAUGCCAUAUGAAAGUGAGGGUCAGAGAUCGCGCUGGAGAAAUUGGAGUGGUUUUUGGUGGCUGGGGUUGUGCAAUAACUUUGCAUACGUGGUGAUGCUAAGUGCGGCCCAUGACAUCUUAAAACAACAACAGUCGCACAACUCCACGACGCCUACCCCAGCCCCCGUUGGCAACAGUAGUCGCUAUGACUGCAACCCUGUUUCUACGGCGGCUGUUCUGUUGGCUGACAUCCUUCCCACGCUCGUCAUCAAGUUUUCUGCUCCAUUCUUCAUCCACCAACUCCCUUAUGGUUUCCGAGUGUUGGUGUGCGUUGCCACAGCAAUCACAAGCUUCCUUAUGGUGUCCUUCUCUUCUACAGUGUGGAUGAGUAUUUGGGGUGUGAUCUUUGCAAGUGUAAGCUCCGGAUUGGGGGAACUCUCCUUCCUCUCUCUCACCGUCUACUUCAGCAGAGAUGUGUUAGCGGGCUGGGGCUCAGGCACCGGUGGGGCGGGGGUGGCUGGGGCCUUGCUUUACUCCGGCCUCACGCAGGCCAGCCUCUCGCCCAGGGACACACUGCUUGUCAUGCUGGUUGUCCCCAUUGCCAUGAUGAUCAGCUAUUUUUUCUUGCUGGUUUUUCCCCCGACCUUCCCACAGUGGAAGUGCAGCAUGGCGGAGUCUGUGAGGGGAGGAGACUCAAACAACAGGCGGCCCCUAUUGGGUGACUGUGAUGAUGAGGACGAGGAGUGGGAGAAGAGUAAUGAAGGCCAUAUUCUCUCCCUUCUGAAUAUAACAGAAGACAAGGCUACUGGACCACUGAGCUUCAUUGAGAAAUUACACAUCAUGAAAGGUCUGCUUAAGUUUGUGUUUCCACUGGGCGUGGUCUACUUUGCCGAGUAUUUCAUCAACCAGGGCCUGUUGGAACUUCUAUAUUUCCCCCAGUUCUCUCUGACACAUGCAGAGCAAUAUCGCUGGUACCAGACGUUGUACCAGGUGGGAGUGUUAGUCUCGCGUUCCUCUCUCUGCUGUGUGAAGAUCCGGAGUAUCUGGGUUCUCGCUCUGCUACAGUUUGUGAACGCAGCGGUGCUGACUCUGGCAGUGUACUUCCACUUCCUGCCAAGUGCAAUCCUGGUGUUUGUGAUAGUGCUCUAUGAGGGACUGCUGGGAGGAGCCGCCUACGUCAAUACAUUCUACUUCAUCAGCAAAGAGACGGGAGACAGAGAGAGGGAGUUUGCCAUGGCGGCAGCUAGUGUAGGAGACAGUCUGGGCAUUGCCCUCUCUGGCGUCGCAGCUUUCCCGGUCCACAGAUACUUCUGCUCACUAUAAGAGACAUACAGUACACACACAGAGGUGAGAGUUGUAUGAGAGGGUAGAAUCAUCUCAUCAGGUUAUUUCCUUAGAUGUUGCUCUCCGCAACUGGCAUGGAUGUAAAUUGCUUUGCUGAAAGGAGAAGUUCACUGACUUUUGUGUUGAUUAAUCCCCGAAACAGUUUGGGAUGUUUUGUUGCAUAAUUGGUUGUCAUCAAUUGCUUAAACUACAAGGCAUUAGGAAAAUGUGGCUAAGCAUGCUAUAUAUAGAGAAUUGACUAAAAGCACAGAGUGUAAAUAAGGUCACAUCAAAUGAUAUUUGUCACGUGCCAGACAACGGUGUGCCCUUUAAAGUGAAAUGCUUACUAACAAGCUCUUUCCCUACAGUGCAGUUAGAAGUAAUAAUACCAUUUAAAAAUUAGGAUAUAAAAAUAGAAAGGAUUAAACACAAGAAUAAAGUUAGCAAAAAAUAAUGAAAGGAGUGGGGAGAUACAGGGAUAACUGGUACCAGGGGCGGCGCCAGCCGAUUUUGCCGGGGCUUCAGCCCCGGAUGUUUUGAGUGUAGCCCCGAAUCUCAAAUGAGGGAAUUUUUAUUUUUUAUUUUUUUUAAGCCUAUGUAAACCCGCGAAAUCAUAAGUUGUCCUAUUUCGUUGCGCUUUGGCUUUGCACGUACUGCAUACAGCCUGUAAAAAUAUACCUUAAAAAUAAUCUAGCCAUAUAGGCCUACAUUACUUUGCUGCCGUUUCUUCCUCCCUUUUGAAUAUGUAGCAGGUAGGGGAGGGGCUAGCCUAGUAGCAAAGUCAAGUGUCUGAGCGUGCAAUUUAAUAACGACAGACAGCGAGCGGGAAAUGAAAAAUGAAGCAAACAAGACUUUGGGGGUUCUUUGGAAAGAGGUCAGUGGGUAAGAAAUGAAUUCAGUUUUUUUAUCCUUUAAAUCUAAAGAUCAUCUUCUGGCUGUCUUUCAUUGUAUGUCUAUUUGUUAACUACUGUAGCUAGUUAUUAUGCUACUAGCAUCACUUGUAUGUUACUAGUAGCAUCUGAUAUAAAAAAAAACUCUUCGAGUGAUCCCUGUAUUUGCAUAAAAUGCUCUGGGCUAAGCCCCGGAUGUCCUUCAAUGCUGGAAACGCCCCUGACUGGUACUGUCGAAUAUGCCAGGGUGCACAGACUGCAUAUUCUACAGUACCAGGUGUUCCUGUAUAUCCCACUUCGUUUUAUUUCUUUUUUGCAAUACCUUAUUCUAUUAUUAUGUUCAAUCCUUUCUAUAUAUGUAUAAACAUAUAUUUAAUGUUUAUCAAUGAAUAUAUAAAUUAAAAAACCAAAUUAAAUAGGAAAAGUAGCUGCAGAAAAUCUUAUUUGUGUGAAGAGUCAGUAAGUGUUCACAGGGUCAGUGCAGAUAGACCAGUAUAUAUAUAUAUAGUCUCAUGAGUAGAAGCUAUCUCAGAGCCUAUUGGUCCGAGUGCCAAUGUUUCAGUAACAUUGGCCAGACAUUAGCAGAAUGAACAAGUUGUGGAGUCACGUUAAAAUCUAUGAACGUUCCCUUCUAAUGUUCAUCUGAAUUUUUGUUAUGACUUGUCAGUUUUGACAAUUACGGUACAUACGUUCCUGGUUCAGUAUAUUCAUGCAGGUGUGUAGUCAAUUCCUCCAUUUAGAUUCCUUCAUUUACAACCUGGACUUUUCUAGUUUCAUAUCACUUUAAAGGAGUUGAUAACUGUCACUUGCCAAAUGUAACAUCUUUCAUUCUGCCAUCACCAAAGACAAACACAACAUCUAUAAAUUUGUCUUUGUUAAAUUAUUAGGAUUGUACUUGUUUUAUUUGACUAGAUUUGUAAGUGGUGUAUUGUAGUCAGAUCAUUUGUUUUACCAACUAACUUUGUCUUGCUGCUAUUAUUAAGUUGGUUACUAAUGGUUACUAAUGUGUUAGAACCCUAACUCCACUAACCAUAUUUACAGUACAUGUUAUAACUUUAUAGUCAAUCAGUGUUAUGGUAUGUUUUGAAAACCUGACUUUGGAUAUUAAGUAAUUAAAGAUAUUUUUUUGUUAUAA